Molecule: messenger RNA, 2752 nt
Organism: Coregonus clupeaformis (lake whitefish)
Lineage: Eukaryota; Metazoa; Chordata; Actinopteri; Salmoniformes; Salmonidae
Gene: slc9a7
Product: solute carrier family 9 member 7
Exons: 16
Coding region: 29-2191 (720 amino acids)
Biological process (GO): sodium ion transport; regulation of pH; proton transmembrane transport
Cellular component (GO): recycling endosome; membrane
Molecular function (GO): sodium:proton antiporter activity
Source: RefSeq, a predicted model, not a curated record
CGGUGCGCUAGGCGGAUCUGACUGCACCAUGGAUGCUGCUUUUGCCAGAAAACCAAAACUAUGCAGAUUAUUCUUUCCGUUGGAAAAGCAAAUUAUGUUAUUCCCCAUUUUAAUUCUACUGAUAAACCAGGCCUCUAAAAUGAACGCCGAAGUCGGCGUUAUGGAGGAACUGGAAACUGAGAAAGAGGCAGAAGAAAGUCAUCGACAGGACAGCGUGAAUUUAUUGACAUUCAUUUUACUGCUGACAUUAACAAUUCUGACCAUUUGGCUGUUCAAACACAGAAGAGUUCGUUUUCUCCACGAGACCGGGUUGGCAAUGAUAUACGGACUGUUGGUAGGUGUGAUCCUGCGUUAUGGAAUCCCAGCCACCAGCUACCACAACAGAACUCCUCCCAGCUGUUCUCUGGAGGAGGGGCCGGUCAGUACGCUGCUACUGAACGUCAGUGGGAAGUUCUUUGAGUACAUGCUGAAAGGAGAGAUCAACUCCAGGGAGAUACACAACGUGGAACAGAAUGAUAUGCUGCGCAAGGUUACCUUUGACCCUGAAGUAUUCUUCAAUAUACUGCUACCUCCAAUCAUUUUCCAUGCUGGAUAUAGUCUCAAAAAGAGACAUUUCUUCAGGAACCUGGGCUCCAUCAUAACCUACGCCUUCCUGGGAACAGCCAUCUCCUGCUUCGUCAUCGGAAACCUGAUGUAUGGAGUGGUGAAGCUGAUGCAGUUCGUUGGGCAGCUGACUAACAAGUUCUACUACACAGACUGUCUUUUCUUCGGGGCCAUCGUCUCUGCCACUGACCCAGUGACGGUGCUGGCCAUCUUCAAUGAGCUCCAUGCAGAUGUGGAUCUUCAUGCCCUGCUGUUUGGAGAGAGUGUCAUGAACGACGCGGUGGCCAUCGUCCUCUCCUCGUCUAUUGUAGCUUACCAGCCUGCUGGAUCCAACACGCACACCUUCGAUGCCACGGCCUUCUUCAAGUCAGUGGGUGUUUUCCUGGGCAUCUUCAGUGGAUCCUUCGCCAUGGGAGCCAUCACUGGAGUGUUCACUGCACUCGUGACGAAGUUCACCAAGCUGCACUGUUUCCCCCUGCUGGAGACAGCCCUCUUCUUCCUCAUGUCCUGGAGCACCUUCCUAUUGGCCGAGGCCUGCGGGUUCACAGGUGUCGUGGCGGUGCUAUUCUGUGGGAUCACUCAGGCCCACUACACCUACAGCAACCUGUCUGAGGAGUCCACCAAGCGCACCAAGCAGCUGUUUGAGGUCCUUCACUUCCUAGCAGAGAACUUCAUCUUCUCCUACAUGGGCCUGGCUCUGUUCACCUUCCAGAACCACGUCUUCAGCCCCAUCUUCAUCGUCGGGGCCUUUCUGGCCAUCUUCGUAGGCCGUGCCUCCAACAUCUACCCCCUCUCCUUCCUGCUCAACUUGGGACACAGACACAAGAUCAGGGGGAACUUCCAGCAUAUGAUGAUGUUUGCAGGCCUGCGGGGGGCGAUGGCGUUUGCCCUGGCGAUCCGGGACACAGCUACCUACGCCCGUCAGAUGAUGUUCACCACCACCCUCCUCAUCGUCUUCUUCACCGUCUGGGUGUUUGGAGGAGGGACCACCCCCAUGUUGUCAUGGCUACACAUCAGGUUAGAUGUCUGGGUGUUUGGAGGAGGGACCACCCCCAUGUUGUCAUGGCUACACAUCAGGGUUGGAGUGGAUCCAGAUCAAGACCUGCAACAAUGUGGAGAUAACUUCCUGGUCUUUCAAGGGGACGGGACCAUGCCAGAAGGCAGUAAGACCAAGCAGGAAAGUGCCUGGCUCUUCAGGCUGUGGUACACCUUCGAUCACAACUACCUGAAGCCCAUGUUGACCCACAGUGGUCCACCUCUCACCACUACCCUGCCGUCCUGCUGUGGUCCCCUGGCGCGAUGCCUCACCAGCCCUCAGGCCUACGAGAACCAUGAGCAGCUGAGAGACGACGACUCUGACCUGAUCCUUAACGACGGCGACCUGGCGCUGACCUACGACGACACGGCCAUCACGGCUGAAGGCGCGUCCAGUGGAGGGGCGGACGUGGCCGGGGGGGCCGGGGGGGGCUGGGGGGUCAAUGGAAAGAGGAGCGGCAGCACUUCUGAAGAGGCACUGGAGAGAGAGAUGGACCAGGACUUCCUGUCCCGCAGCACACGCCUCGUCUUCCCCAUCGAAGACCACGCCUGACCCCUACACCAUGAUUCCAUGAACCCUGGCCCUCCGUCCCACACACACCACACCCCUGCAGGCUGAGACCUCACCAGACUAUGGGAGGAGAGGAGGAGAAUAGCAGUGAGGGUAGACUGAGUUGUUGGAGGAAAGGGUUUGGUUUAGAACAGGGCUGACAGUUGAUGUCAUUUCUUCCCGGUACGGGACCUCCUGUGUGUGCUAGAAUAGUUUGGACAGCAGGGGUCUCUGCUAAUAGUCAAUAUAGAACAACAUAAAGCAGCCCAUUCAUAGACCUACCCUACAACAUAAAGCAGCCCAUUCAUAGACCUACCCUACAACAUAAAGCAGCCCAUUCAUAGACCUACCCUACAACAUAAAGCAGCCCAUUCAUAGACCUACCCUACAACAUAAAGCAGCCCAUUCAUAGACCUACCCUACAACAUAAAGCAGCCCAUUCAAAGUCCUAUGCUACAAAUGAAACAAUAUGUUAACACAUCUGGUUAGUAGGAUGUAUCAUCAGUUCAAUGUCAAUAACAUAUCCUAAUGUUUUAAAUCUGAUUACACUGAUAAAAUCCCCAA